Magnolia sinica is the source of this 2947-nucleotide messenger RNA. RefSeq names its product piriformospora indica-insensitive protein 2. Gene Ontology annotation, cellular component: plasma membrane. Lineage: Eukaryota; Viridiplantae; Streptophyta; Magnoliopsida; Magnoliales; Magnoliaceae. The record is from RefSeq and is a predicted model, not a curated record. The coding region runs from base 1106 to 2509 and encodes 467 amino acids. The transcript has a single exon. Gene Ontology annotation, molecular function: protein binding.
UCUCGUGCUUUUCUUCUUCUAUGAAUACAAAGAGCUUCCAAAUGUCCGAUGGUUUUUGGGAUGUUUUACUGGAUGAUCCAUUUCCUCAUUUCUCUUCUACCCUUUUGAUCAUUGCUGUUCUCUUUUUUGGGUUGGUUUCUGUCUUUCCGGGUCUGUGGUGAUAAAAAAGCUCAUUUGCAUGCAAGCACUUUUUCUGCUCUGUUUAUCCCUUAUCUUGUAGAUUCUCUGCUAUUGGGGUUGAAUCAGAUAUUGAACAAAGCUUCCAUUUCAAUCUUUGUAAUGAUUUUAGAAGUGGGUUUUUCGAUUUUGCUCUGAAAAUCUGGAUUUUUUUUCCUGAAAUGAAAGUUUCAGAUGCAUUCAUGCUCUGUUUUUCUUCUUUCGUCUUUCUUAGAACGCCUUGACUAUCAUAUCCUCUGUUUGUAUGGUUGCAGCAGAGAUGGUAAAAGGCCCAUCUAUAGAUUCUUCUUUUGAUAUUAGAGGCUGGUCUUUUAUAUUCUUGUUGAAGUUCUAAGAUUCUUCACGUCUUGACCAUCUAUCUAUCAAACCCUCUGACUUUCUGGUUGAAUCAGGGAUUUUAAAAAGGCUCUAUUUACAUUCUCAUUUUGAUAUUAGAGGUGUUUGUUCUUAACAAUCAAAUCCUCUUUUCUGGUAGUUUCAUCAUAGGCAGUGAAAUUCUCUUUCUUCUAUUGAAAACUGAAGUGGGUUUUGUUGCUGUUCGUCUGAAAGCUUUCAUUUCACAGCAGUGAGCUCUUCUGCUUUCAGGCUCUGUUUCUCCUCUGCUAGCCAAUCCUUUUUGUUAUUUGGUUUCCCUAAGGUUCUGUUUCUGGCAUUUUCUCAUUACAAUCUUCAUUUCUUUUCUUUUGAUUCCAUUGCAACAUUAGAUUAACUCAAAAAUCUUGUGUUUAUAGAUCUUCAUUUGAAUCAGAUACUGAAAGAAAACCCAGCUGAGAUCUCAUUCAGAACUCUAUUUUAGAAGUUUCAUACUCCUCCUUGUGGUUAGCCAUCUCUAUUUUUCUCCUAUCAGCUCCUCUGUUUUCCUCUGCCUUUUGUUCUCCCACUUUCUAAUCUCUCUCUUGUUGGGUUUUUAACCAAUUUCAAAUCUACAAUGAAGCAUUUCAUCAGCAUCCAAUCUCUGGUUUUGCUCUUCCUUCUACACUCUCUUGUCGCGAUUGAAACAGACACUUGGACAGCUCCCAUGCUGAAAACGGAGAAAAAAGUUCUGUAUUCUGUUAUCCGUUCGUUGGUUGGAGAUCCAUGGAACGGAUCUGAUCUCUAUCCAGACCCUUGCGGAUGGACACCGAUUCCAGGCGUUUCGUGCGACCUCUUCAAAGGUCUUUGGUACGUUACUGUUGUAAGCAUCGGGCCCGUCCAGGAGAACUCCCUUGAAUGUGAUCUGGCCGCCGAAUUCAGCUCCCGUCUCUUCGAAUUCAAGCGCCUCAAGAGACUCUCCUUCUUUGAUUGCUUUCACCGCCCGAUCGCCAUCCCACGCCACAACUGGGAGAAUCUUGCUGCAAGCUUAGAAACCUUAGAAUUCAGAUCGAAUCCUGGCCUGAUCGGCGGAAUCCCGACUGCUCUCAUGUCGCUCUCAAAGCUUCAAUCACUGGUCCUGAUCGAAAACGGAUUGAGCGGUGAAUUGCCGGCGGGCAUUGGCAAUCUGUCCGAGUUGAAGCGGCUGGUAUUAGCCGGAAACCGAUUCUCAGGUCGAAUUCCACCAUCUCUCGGCGCAUUGGAUCAGCUCUUGAUAUUGGAUCUCAGCAGGAAUUCUCUAACCGGGUCGAUUCCUACUACUGUUGGGGGCCUCAAAUCACUCCUGAAGCUUGAUCUGAGCAGCAAUUCAAUUGAUGGGUGGCUGCCAUUUGAGCUUGGGAAUUUGAAAAAUCUCACUCUUUUAGACCUCAGAUACAACAGAUUUUCAAAUGGGCUGCCUCGAUCUCUCCUUCAAAUGGUUUCUUUGGAAGAAAUCCUCCUAUCCAAUAAUCCAAUAGGAGGGAGUCUGAUGGAAUCUGGAUGGGGUAGUCUGAAAAAUCUCAUGGUCUUGGAUUUAUCCAACAUGGGUCUGACAGGGAAGAUUCCAGAAUCAAUGGCUGAGAUGAGAAGGCUGAGAUUCUUGGCAUUGGAUAACAACCAUCUAUCAGGUGAGAUCCCUCCAGAGAUGGGGGAGAUGCCUUGCAUCAAUGCCGUUUAUUUGAAUGGGAAUCAUCUGACAGGAGAGAUUGGGUGGUCUGAGGGGUAUAUUGGGAAGAUGGGGAGGAGAUUUGCUGUUUGGGGCAACCCAGAUCUGUGUGUCUCACGUGGGUUGGUGGAGAAGGGUGUGGGGCCCACUGGGGUGAAGGAUUGUCGAAAUGAGGGGCCUGGAUCUUCUGAUCCAUCUGGGUUGAAGGCUGAGAUGGGUGGUGGAGAUUUGAAGGAGAAUGUGGGCAUGGGGGUCUCAGGAUGUGGUGGGGCUUAUGGACGGUGGAGAUUGUGCCUGGUGUUGUUGUGUUUGGUUUUGUUGCACGUAGCUAGCUAAAGCCUACACGCGCGUAGAUACCUGCCCAUUCGUAUUCAAGCACACGUGUGACGAUAUGAGAUUUCCGUAAGGUGGGCCAGGCUUUCUAGAUUUUCUCUUCUAAAAAUGGGGUCAUUUCACUCCUUACUAGUACACACGGCAUCCAAAAAAAGAAAAAAAAGGGACGGCUAGCAAUGAUUGUUUAGCCGAGUGUUCUAAAAUGUACGGUCCCAGCUGAGAUGAAAUGGCUUGAUUUUGAAUCUAGAGGAUCUAACCAGUUUGGUCCAUCUGAUGGAAGGCUCGGAUCUCUCACAAGUUCUCGGGCUUGCCUGUGGGUGGCCAGAGAUCUACACGCGUGUGGGUUUGCCAAACUCUUGUCACGUGGCUGUAAUUUUGUGGGUAUUCCUUGGAAAACAAAAAGAAAAGAAAAUUCGUAACACAUGCAAAGGUUAACCUCUC